GCGGGGCGCUGCCGGGCCCUGUGUGAGCGGCGCGACGCGCGGGCCGCCUCCUCGCUGCGUGCGGCCGAGGCGAAGGAAGCCGCGGGCUGCAGAGCGCGGCCGCUGCCGCCGCCUCUCGAGCAGCCGGAGCGCUAGGCACAGGGGGGCUGCCCAGCCCGCGACGCCUUGGGGUGCACGUGUCUCAUUGACUCCAGUCAUUUAUGUGCUUUUGAAAAAUCCCACCUUCAAGUGUUUAAGUGCUGCUUGGAGAUUCCAGAAAUUGACUGCCUGCAGGAAAUCAUGAGGUCACAGUACGUCACAGUGCCUAUAGUAACUAUCCUGCUGUUCUUAUUAUGGAUUCCACCAUCAAUGGGCUGCAAUAAGGCUCUCUGUGCUAGUGAUGUCAGUAAAUGUCUGAUACAGGAGCUAUGUCAAUGCCGACCUGGCGAAGGAAACUGUUCCUGUUGCAAAGAGUGCAUGCUUUGCCUAGGCACACUUUGGGAUGAGUGCUGUGAUUGUGUUGGUAUGUGCAAUCCUCGCAACUACAGUGACACCCCUCCAACUUCCAAGAGCACUGUAGAGGAGCUGCAUGAACCAAUCCCUUCCCUCUUCCGGGCACUCACAGAAGGGGAUACUCAGCUGAACUGGAAUAUUGUUUCCUUCCCUGUUGCAGAAGAACUGUCACAUCAUGAGAAUCUAGUGUCAUUUUUAGAAACAGUUAACCAGCCGCAGCACCAGAAUGUCUCUGUUCCAAGCAACACUGUCCACACACCAUACUCCAGCGACAAAGAAAACAUGUGCACUGUGGUCUAUUUUGAUGACUGCAUGUCAAUACAUCAGUGCAAGAUCUCUUGUGAGUCCAUGGGAGCAUCAAAAUACCGGUGGUUUCACAAUGCCUGCUGUGAGUGUAUUGGGCCAGAAUGUAUCGACUAUGGCAGUAAAACUGUAAAAUGUAUGAACUGCAUGUUUUGAAGCAGAGAAGCUGUAUAAUAGUAAUGUGGAGGCCAAAGCAGCGUCUCUUAAUUAAAAAGAUGGGGAUUGGAAGUAUUGCAUUAUGGGAUAUGUUCUGGGAGCAACUAAACAUGAAUGAUUUGAGAAAAGAUGUAUACAAUUCAAAGCAUAGCUGUAAUUUUUUUUUUCUUUUUAAAUCCUGUAAACAAUGCUAAUUGGCAAAUGUUUCAACUGUAUUGUUUAUUUUUUCCUUAUUCUUAGUCGAGUAGCAUAACCAUCCUCCUGCUUCCUGUCCUGAUUGUUUUGCUUUGAUCUGAAUAUAUUGCCUAUACUCAUUUUCAGAAUGUAAUGUUGUAUUUAGCAGUUCAGAAUAGUGAAGCCUCAACAAGAUUCCCAUUAUUUAGAAGUUCCACAAGUGCUCAAAUAGAUAAUGCUCUUCCAUGUAUGUUUUAUACCUCUCCAAUAUAAGAGCCAUAAGACUCCAGUGGCUUAUGGUCUUACACCAGUGGCCCAGACUCCUAUUGUGAAAAUGUCCUCAAAAAUAAGAAAACAUUUUUUUUUCAACUUCAAAACUGGAACUGUAAUAGAUAAAAUCCCAGCCCUAAGCAGGGUGUCCCACCCACUACAAUACCAUGUGUGUGACAUCAUUCCUCCAGCUGUUAUAUGCCUCCAUUCCUGCAGGCAAGGUAUUGCAUUUCAUAAAGAAAUCUUGUUCCCAUCAGUGCACUCUUCUUAUAAACCAAAAUAAAGCUGGUAAGUUUAGUCAUGUCCACUUGCUAUUGCACUCUUUGUGGGUUGUCUUAUCCCUGGAAACUCAGUGCUGUGCUGCAAAUUUGGAAGGUGGUUAUUAUGAACAGAAAAAAUAGCAUGUAUAAACUGGGAAUUAAACUGCAUAUCCUAAUAAGCUCAGCAAGUUUAUUUGUUGAGUAGCUGGCAGUUGUCACAUUACCACAUUUGGUACUGCUCUGUGGAACACUUAUUCUAACUGUUUGGUUUGGCUUUGAGGUUGGUUUUGAUUCAGAUUUAUGAUAUAAAAGGAUUUAAUGGGGAAGUAAUUAUCCUCUGAGACAAAUGAGCAUUCUCUGAAUAUGGAACACUUUGUCCAUUUUGCUGUGUUUUAAUAUAUGGAGUAGUAGGCAACUGCAAAUUAUAAGGUAAUUACUAUGGUACCAUUAGGUUUUUCCUGUGAUGAUGGCAUAGAAACCACAAGAAUAAAGUCUGAGUACAAUUGUGAUCUCGCCAGAAACUCAUGAUAGUGUUUAUAACAAUAACGUUUUUUAAGUUUACUAAUUUUUUAUAUAGAUGAAUUUGACUAUUCCUGUUUCUCCCUCUCGCCUCAACCUCUCUAGGUCAAACUGCCUCCUACCAACAUGUUCCUAAACACCGAGAUCAAUUAUUUUCAACUCUCAUUUUAUUUGAAAAAUUGACUUGGGGAAUUUUUAGUUAUCCUGAUACAUACAACUCUUCAAAUAAGAAAAAUCUAAAAAUGUCUGCUAUUGUGCAGGACUUAAUUUUUUUAACAGUUUUCCAGGUAUUACUUGAAAGCUGGAGGUUUGCUUAAACUUUUGAACUGGUGGUAAACAAAACUUUUUCCUAUCUAAAGUUGGGAUGUAUGGGGAAAAGUUUUGAAUUCAUGGUUUCUGGGCGAAGGGCAAAGAUCAGCUUAAACUGAAGGAAAUGUUAUUUCUUCUUUUUUUUAUGGUUUGUUCCUUGCAUCUUUUCCUUUUUUUGUGCAAAGAAAUUCUUCAUGAAUUUCUUAUAGUGAAGGGGGAGAGAGGAUAUGCUUAUGUUGUGAGUAUCUGUAUUUUGUGUGCUUGAGGAUUAUACAUUAUUUCUGAUCAAGAUUUAAUAAAACAUUUUACAAGUGUCCCUGCAAAUCAGUGACACACUGAAUGCUUUGCGUUAUCAUAUACUGGAUUAUUUGAAAUGUAAAAUAUUGUGGUUUCAGAAUCUUAAGACAAAUCAAGUUGAUUGUCUAUUUGGGACCCUGUUGCGUGGAUUUAUGACAUCACCCUUCUUUACAUUAUGAUUUUACUUCAAGAUCAAGUAAGAGGGAUAGAGAGGUUGUGUGUGGAGGGAGACAGAACCUCUGUUUUAAAGAGUUAAAUGUCCAUAAAAACCAUGGAAAAUCACAAAAGGUAAAUUUUUGUGUGUGUAAUACCUUGAAAAGUUUUUGUUUGUAAGGACAGUCCACUUUAAAUUAGGUUUGCUCUAUUUUUGUAAUGUAUGAUGGUCUCCGGAGAGUCUGUGCUGUAAACUCAGUGUGUAUGCAAAUGAUCUAUGGCAACAUCAGAUGUAUUUUCUUAUAUUUCAUUUGUUUAAACAAGUAUUUUAAUAAAUAAUGAGACAUUA
Molecule: messenger RNA, 3282 nt
Organism: Trachemys scripta elegans
Lineage: Eukaryota; Metazoa; Chordata; Testudines; Emydidae
Gene: TWSG1
Product: twisted gastrulation BMP signaling modulator 1
Exons: 6
Coding region: 280-951 (223 amino acids)
Biological process (GO): regulation of BMP signaling pathway
Source: RefSeq, a predicted model, not a curated record